AUUAGUUUGCCUUUUGUUUUUUAUCGCAUCAUUUCGAAGUAAAAAUGCAUUGGACAAUCUUCUACAUCUGCGUACCACUUUUGUGCUGUGCUGCAGUGAACAUAAAGGCUUUGACGGAGUCCAUGGGGCAAGAAGUCAUCGAAAUGGAUGCGCCUAUAAAAGAAUUGCCGCCAGAAAUAGAAGAAGAACCGUCAGCUGAAAAUGAGUCAGAAAUAAAAUCUGUCGCGACAACUAUAUCGUCUUCUACCAAAAGUACUACGAUAAAAGAAACUAAACGUAAACUGAAAGAAACAGAUAGAACUAGAAGUAAUCAAGAGGAAGAGGAAGCAAGAAUCGAGAAGGAAUUAGCCGAUUUAUACAAGGAUUCUUCAGAUUAUAAAGCGGAUAGUGCAGAAGUGUCUAAAGAUUCGCAUCUCACAACACAGGCUAGCACAGCUCAGAGUGAAACCGAAGAUGAUACAUUAAAGCCGGUUGCUAGAGCGAGAGAGGAUUUCAAAUUCCAACCUGAUACCAACAACAAAGCUGAUGUAGAACGAUUCAGAACUUCUGUGGACAUUAUCAGCUGCGACAAGCAAAGACUUACUGGAGCUACUGUAACAAUGUCACCACUAUCGUCAGCCGGACAUCAAUUCAUUCCCAGUGCACGCCCCAUAGAGAUUAGCUCGGCGUUUGUUACAAUAUUAUCAAAGUUCUGA
Messenger RNA from Papilio machaon (common yellow swallowtail), 695 nucleotides. RefSeq lists its product as uncharacterized. The transcript is spliced from 7 exons. The coding region runs from base 45 to 695 and encodes 216 amino acids. Lineage: Eukaryota; Metazoa; Arthropoda; Insecta; Lepidoptera; Papilionidae. The record is from RefSeq and is a predicted model, not a curated record.